Penicilliopsis zonata CBS 506.65 is the source of this 2755-nucleotide messenger RNA. RefSeq lists its product as hypothetical. NCBI's taxonomy places the organism in Eukaryota, Fungi, Ascomycota, Eurotiomycetes, Eurotiales, Aspergillaceae. The coding region runs from base 329 to 2635 and encodes 768 amino acids. The transcript has 3 exons. The record is from RefSeq and is a predicted model, not a curated record.
GAGUUCACUCGUUCUACUUAUCUAUCUGUUGUGAUUGAUUCCCCCAUUCUUUCAAUAAAAAGAAAGAGUGAAUGAUUGAUAUUCUUGUUAAAGAUACUUGAUUAGGAUUCUCUCUCUUCUCCCUCUCUUUCCCCCCGCCCUCUCUCUUUCUAUCUCUCCUUUUUUUCUCUCUUUCUCGUGCAUUUUGUUCCUCUUAAAGCCUAUACCUUAUAUGGUGAGAGAACUGCACUGUCAUGGUCUAGGAGCAAUCAAUUGAUUUCCAGACUUCUUUCACUCCUUCUUUUCCUAGUCUACCACAGCCUUGCGAGGGCUUGGUUGACCAGCCAUCAUGCACGUCGGUGGCCUCCCCGUAUCGUCAGUCCAUCGGGCGGCUGCGACUCAAUGGCCAGAGGAACGCGAUCCUGGAGAGCGCCCCUCGACCAGAGGUUCGAAUGAGCACUCGGACCAUUCGGGCCACCUUCGAUCAAGAUCCACGGCACAUACCCAAAGCCCGAAGCGGUUGUCUGUAUUCAGCGCCCGGUCCCGAAGCAAUACCACGACAUCUACAACAUCCUCGCGCAGGUCUCCGGUCUCGUCCAUCACGUCAAUCGACGCCUCCUCAAUUCCGUCCACUCAUGAGGAACGCACAGGCUCGGCCUUUGGUUCUCGCAAUGAUAAGCAAGAAAGUGUGACAAAGUCGAUUCUCACUCGUGGAAGCCGCAUUCUCCGUCGUCAAGGGAGCAAGUUCAAUAUUGUUGCCACACUGGAUGAAGAAGACGAGGGGGACCGGGAAAGAUCCAAAUUCGAGGUGUCGGAGAUCUUCAACCGCAGCCACAAGUCUCGGCAGACCCAUGCCCAUGAACAAUUGAAGCGCCUGAUCUCCGAGCCUUUUGAUUUCCAUCACCUCACACACACCAGUCCCUCGCAGUUUCAAUCGUUGGACAGGGCUAGAGAGACGGAUUUGGUCACCGAGUUCUCCGUCAUUCGAGCCUCUCAGAGACCUGAAACAGCUCUCAAAGGCAUCCGGGCGGAGAAUCUUCACUCGCGAGAGUGUUCUUCCGAAGAUUUGACAAAAUAUGGAGUCGCUACUCUAGGGGAGGAAGCAUCUGUUGACCCUUCUGUUCCAUUGAGCCCGAGCCGUGGGACCUUUGCUACCCGGAGAGAUUCUGCUCGUGUAGUUGAGAACUUUUCGCGUCCUGGAACAAGGCAUGUGAAAUCUUUCCCCGCUCCUCCGAACACCUCCAAAUUAGCAGCUUCUCCCGAUAUUCCGGAACCUGCCCCGCGUGUCAUCGACGAAAUUCUGGGUAUGCGCGCACGACAGAUAUAUCCUGAAGAUGUUUAUGCAACAGAGAAACCCGCGGGGGCAGCUCCUCUAUCGCCUCUUAGCUUGGAAGCGAUGAUGUUUGUUGCCGAUGAAGAACCUAUUGGAACCGCUGCCUCUGACUGUGCCGGCACAACAAGGUCAUCUCUGAAUGCUCAUCCUUCUGAUUUGGAAGAUGUUCCAGAAGAGGAUGAGGUAACCUACUGGCAUGACAGUCCUGAAGCCAAUGUUCGGACUUCUCCAUCACCUGUACCGACUCACUUGCGCAAACCUUCAUUGCCACCGUCGAUCUUGAAACCCAAGUCUCGCCUGUCGGUGUUUGUCGCAGAUGAACUGUCGAAGAAAUUUGAGUCACUUGGCUCACCUACUCUCCCCCAGUGUCGACUCUUUCAAGAGCCCUCUCCCAGCGGCUCGGAAGAAUUCUCGGGCAAGUCGUCUGUUAAUAUGGACUCCUUUGAAAAUAUUUCCGAAUGUUGGGAUGAUGAUAUCGACUAUUGCUAUGAGCAUGCAGCCGAAGCAGACUGCGAUUUUGACUGGCUUCGCGAAUCUUUUGAAGAGCAAGAGCGUCCGGUCAUCCAGGCCUCCAAAGUCGAGGCAACAGAGAUGAUGAAGAACGAGCAGCCCCGACUUCUGAAUCCGAUUCGUCUGGGGCCGUCAGAUUUGCCCACAUCAGACCUCGACCCCAGCCCAAACUCCGCGCGUUCUCCUCAUACCGUCGAGACCCCAUCCACCGGCGUGGCUUUGGGCAAGCAAAUACCUCAGGAAACCCUGUACGAGGAGUUUUUGGAAGUUGACGGCGCAUCUGAUCGGCACUUUUCCUUCUGCUCCCCAGCCACGUUCCACUCGAUCGAGCAACCUGUUUCGCCUCGGAGUAGUUUUUCUCCAAUCAGCAAGUGCAACUCACAAGAGAGCUUCAUGUUGUCGCGGGCUGCGUCCAUUGUGCGAAAGCACCGUUCCUCAGUGUCUACUACCAGCGUGCCUGAAUUAGUGCAUAGCUCAACUAGUAGCCGAGAGUACAUGAUGCCCGAGUCAAUGAGUUCCUUCGAGCAGCUGAUUCCCCCAACACCUGCCUCUGGCCGUCCCACAUCUAUUCACCGUCAGACCAAGAGUCUGGCGCCAGAUAUUGAAAACCAUAUUAUCUUCCGGAAAGGCAGCAAUGCCAGCUUCGACACCACAGAUAUGGGCUCCUCGACUGCAUCUUUGACUCACGACCGUGUACGAUCGUCAUCGGAGAUUGAAGUGCGAGACCUGCAUUCGGCGAGGCAACCAUCGUCCCUUAAGGGAACAAGCCGCGGAAAAGGCAGAGCGUCGUACUCUCUCUUCCCCACAUCUUGAGCAGCUACCUUGCCGUGGUUGGUGUUGACCGAUCCCAUUCCUGAUCAAGGACAUUCCCACCGUUUUAAUAUUGUAUAUCCAUGCACACUUUGUGCAUCGAUGCAAUCUACAUCCCGGCCU